AUGUCAUCUCAAGACAGCAAAUUGGAUAGUGACUCAAUUGCCCACCCUCUGGCCCCAUUUACAUACGAAAAUGAGGUAUAUCAAGCUGGUCUCAAAGGCCAAAAGCCAUCGAUAACUUUCAACUGCCUCGAAUGGGAAACCCUAGCCAAAGACCAACUCUCGGCAGAUUCAUACGGAUAUGUUUGGGGAUCCGCCGGAACUCGCGAAACAGACGACAACAACAAGAAAGCCUUCAAAAAAUGGGGAAUCGUGCCAUCGCGCCUGGUCAAGAGCGACUUCCCAAACCUGAAAACGACGCUUUUCGGAGAGACAUUCGAGUAUCCGAUCGCAAUGGCACCAGUGGGCGUGCAGCGGAUUUUCCAUCCGGAUGGGGAGAAGGCGGCAGCGAAAGCUGCUGAAAAGGAACAUGUCACCUACAUCCUCAGCACCGCAUCUGCGACGAGCAUUGAGGAUGUCGCCGAGGCCAAUGGAAAUGGGUCUCGUUGGUAUCAGCUCUACUGGCCUCUAAAUGAGAACAAUGACAUCACUGUGAGCCUGUUGUCGAGGGCGAAGGCAGCGGGUUACAAGGUUUUGGUGGUUACCUUGGAUACGUACAUUCUUGGAUGGCGUCCCAGCGAUCUCAACAAUGCAUACAAUCCUUUCAUCCGUGCAGAUGAUAUCGGUGUAGCAUUGGGAUUUUCUGAUCCUGUGUACCGUCGCAAGUUCCAAGAAAAGCAUGGGAAACCCAUUGAGGAGGAUGUCCAAACUGCGGCUACAGAGUGGGCGCAUACCGUGUUCCCCGGUGUCAGUCACGGCUGGGAAGAUCUCAAGUUUCUCAAGGAACAUUGGGACGGACCAAUUGUUUUGAAAGGAAUCCAGACUGUUGCAGAUGCGAAGAGAGCUGUGGAAUAUGGCGUCCAGGGAAUUGUGGUCUCCAACCAUGGCGGACGACAGCAGGAUGGGGGUAUUGCAUCUUUGGAUGUUUUGCCGGAGAUUGUGGAUGCCGUGGGAGCUAAUCUGGAGAUUAUCUUUGACUCGGGUGUUCGCUGUGGUGCUGAUAUCGUCAAGGCAUUAGCUCUUGGUGCAAAAAUGGUCCUGAUUGGCCGUCCGUACAUCUAUGGGUUGGCCCUUCAAGGUGAGCACGGAGUGAGCCAUGUGCUGAGGAGUCUCUUGGGAGAUUUUAAUCUGAAUCUUCACCUGUCGGGAAUCAGCUCAGUGUCUCCUAAGCAUCUUAACCGAUCGGUGUUGCGUCGGACAGAUAACUGA
This is a messenger RNA of Penicillium expansum, 1245 nucleotides long. Its product is annotated as lactate 2-monooxygenase. The record is from RefSeq and is a predicted model, not a curated record. Gene Ontology annotation, molecular function: FMN binding; oxidoreductase activity. NCBI's taxonomy places the organism in Eukaryota, Fungi, Ascomycota, Eurotiomycetes, Eurotiales, Aspergillaceae. The transcript has a single exon. The coding region runs from base 1 to 1245 and encodes 414 amino acids.